Messenger RNA from Nelumbo nucifera (sacred lotus), 1539 nucleotides. RefSeq lists its product as uncharacterized. The record is from RefSeq and is a predicted model, not a curated record. Gene Ontology annotation, biological process: cellular response to heat. Lineage: Eukaryota; Viridiplantae; Streptophyta; Magnoliopsida; Proteales; Nelumbonaceae.
AUACUUUCAUAUGGAAGGAACUCCACAAUGUUCCAUUCCAUCUACCCUUAUAAAACCCACUUACAGGAGCUUUCCUUUUCAUUGUACACCUUGAUCAUUGAUGCUCAAUUAAUACAAGAAAAUAAAAAGAGACAAGUAAAGAAAUUAGAGCUCCAACAAUGAACAGAAGGUCACAAACUUCUGCCCCUCGCGUGUACCAAGAUUUCCAGCCCCUGAUAGAAUCCAAAGAAGUUGAUAAAUCUAAACAAUACGAUGUUUAUCUUCCAGGUUUCACAAAGGAUCAAUUAAAAGUCGAACUCGAUGGCCAUGGAAACCUGAAGAUCACCGGAGAGCGGCAGCUGGGAGACAACAAAUGGAGUCGCUUCAGCAAGGAGCUUCGUCUUCCUGAAAAUUGCAUUGCCAGUGGCAUCAAUGCAAAGUUCGAUUCCCUCAAACUUUCCAUCAUAAUUCCAAAGACGACAUUGACUCCAGCCAAGCCACAAGAGCAGAUUAAACCAACACCAGAAGAACAGCCCAGCCAUAAAUCCACAGUCGAGCCAGAACCCAGAAAACAGCCUAAACCAACCUCCCCAGAAGAAUCAUUAAGUCAUAAGCCUGCAGUCGAGCCUGAACCCAGAAAACAGCCAAAGCCAACCCCCCAGGAAGAACCAUCAAGUCAUAAACCUGCAGCCGAGCCAGAACUCAGAAUAAGGCCUAGACCAAGCGCCCCCCAAGAAUCAGUGGCGAGUACUUAUAAACCAGCAAAAGAGCCACAACCCAAAAAGCAGCCUAAACCAACCUCUCAGGAAGAACCCAGAGAACAGCCUAAACCAACUCCCCAAGAACCAUCAAGUCAUAAGCCUGCAGCCGAGCCAGUACUCAGAAUAAAGCCUAGACGAAGCCUCCCAGAAUCAUCGACGAGUACUACUGAACCAGCAAAAGAGCCAGAACACAAAACGCUGCCUAAACCAACCUCCCAAGAAGAACAAUCAAGUCAUAAGCCAGUAACCGAGCCAGAACCCAAAAAACAGCCAAAACCAAGCCCCCCAGAAUCACCGAGAAUUGCUUAUAAACCAGCAGAAGAGCCAGGGCUGGACAAGCAUAAAGGUCAUAUUCAUGAAGAAGCUGCUACAGCAGCCAAAGCUGAUGAUCAUAAAAGGCUGAAGGAGAAUGGGAAGACUAGUGAGAAAGAAGGGGGUUCUGGGCCAUCAUCUGACAAUAGGAAGGUUGCCCAUGAAGCAAGAGCACCGAAAGCUGAAAAAGUGACUGGUAGUGGCGGUGGUGGUGGUGCUGCUGCUGAGAGUGGUCGUCAUCAGCCGCUUAUGGGAGUGGAGGAGCAUAGACACAUGAUCGCCAACUUGGUUGCGGCUCUUCUAGUGCUGUUGGCCUUUGUGGUUUAUGUGAUAUAUACACUUGGGUCCGCUUGAAGAGCUGAGUGGAUCACAUAUUAUUUCUGCUUCAUCUUUAUGUAAAUUCUAUUACAUUGGAUUUCGAUCCAAGAUGUGUUAUCUCCUUUUAUUUUGGUCCCUAAUAAGCUGAAUCCUUUGGUAUUUUUUAUAC